AUGAUUUCUCAUGAUAUUCAAAAAGAUAUUGUGACUGCGUGUAAGAUUGAAACAAUCAAAGCUAUAAUAAAAGAUUUAGAUGGUGACUACUUUUCUUUGUUGGUUGAUGAAUCAAGAGACAAAGUGAUUGUGGAUGUACUUUCUCACCAUUAUUUAACUUUAGCUUAUGUACGAGGGAAAUGUUAUGAUGAGGAAAGAAAUAUACAAGAAAUCACGAAUGAUCUUAAUGUGUCAUUACAGAAAAAGGAACAGGAUAUUGCUAAUGCCAUGAUUCUUGUAAAAGUAGCAAAGAGAAGAUUGCAAGCAUUACGAGAUAAUGAAUGGGAUCCUAUUUUAAAAAAGAAUCUACAAGAACUUAAUGACCAUUUUAAUGAGGUGACAAGUGAUUUGCUUAAUGGUGUAGCUUGCUUGAAUCCAAUUGAUACAUUUUCUAGUUUUGACAUCCAAAAGAUAUUGGUGAUGGCUAAAUUAUAUCCUGAUGACUUUGAUGAGUUCAACAUGAGGGUUCUUGAGAAUCAACUUGUUAAUUAUAUUAUUGAUGUUCAUGAUAUUGAUAAAAGAUUCUCCAAUUUAGGCAGACUUGGGGAACUUUCAAGAAAGUUGGUUGAGACAAAGAAGCAUUUAACUUAUCCUCUUAUAUUUCUUUUAGUGAAGUUUGCUUUGCUUCUACCCGUUGCCACUGCAUCAGUUGAAAGAGCUUUUUCGGCAAUGAAGUAUAUCAAGAAUGAUUUGCGGAAUCGAAUGGAUGAUGAAUUCUUAGAUGGUUGCAUAGUGCCUUACGUAGGAAAAAAAAAGUAUUUAAGAAUAUUUCUAAUGAGUGUAUUAUAG
This is a messenger RNA of Capsicum annuum, 828 nucleotides long. RefSeq lists its product as uncharacterized. Lineage: Eukaryota; Viridiplantae; Streptophyta; Magnoliopsida; Solanales; Solanaceae. The transcript is spliced from 4 exons. The record is from RefSeq and is a predicted model, not a curated record. Gene Ontology annotation, molecular function: protein dimerization activity. The coding region runs from base 1 to 828 and encodes 275 amino acids.